This is a messenger RNA of Cuscuta europaea, 3086 nucleotides long. Lineage: Eukaryota; Viridiplantae; Streptophyta; Magnoliopsida; Solanales; Convolvulaceae. The record is from the annotation of a GenBank genome assembly.
AUUACCUUCACAUGGGUCGUUUGUGUGUCCAAAAUUAAUCCAGGCUCAUCAAUCAAAUCACCUAAUAUCGGAAGAAGUUCGGCUAGCAAUCCCACGGCGAAACAGGACGGCAUGGCUUCAUCGGCGGCGUUAAUAACUAUGCACCCUCCUCCUCGUGUAAUUUCUUUGAGCUCGAACGAUCCUUCAUGCGUGAAAAAAAAAACCAUUCUUUUAGGUGCAAUUACCUUUCGUUUGCUCUUCAUGAUGGGAGAGUUACGGAGAAGACAAAUGAAGUUGGUUGCUGACUUGUUUUACCUAAAAAAAGGCAGAGAGAUUAAAGAAUUUAUGAUAUGUUGAUUCAUGGGCAGGUGGAAUUGAAACGGUUACUAAAAGCAGCUGUGUGUUUUACACCAUUUUUAACAUCUCCAGAAAUAGGCUGAAUAAGACUUGGCUCAGGAGUUGAUAUGAUCACUACAACUCAAUAUCUUAGAUAUGAUGAGACCAUCAUUUCAAAGAAUGGGACCUUUGUCAUGGGAUUUUUUACCCCAACCAAUUCUUCAAACCAUUAUUAUGUAGGAAUAUGGUACAAUCAAAUUCCUGUUCAGACAGUGGUUUGGGUUGCGAACAGAGACAACCCAAUAGCCAACACAUCUUCAGCAGUAUUAAAGAUCACCCAGGGUGGCCAGCUGGCACUUGUUGGAGGCAACGGCCAAGAAAUUUGGUCUGGGAAUACGUCGAGGAUGGUACAAAACCCCAUUGCGGAAUUGCUGGAUUCUGGGAAUCUUGUGCUCCGAGAAGCAGAAGAUGAAAACCCUGAGAAUUUCCUCUGGCAAAGCUUUGAUUAUCCAACUGAUCAUUACUUGCCUGGGAUGAAACUCGGCUGGAACCUAGUAUCCGGGCAUGAGGUGUAUGUCACAGCAAGAGAGCACGAAGAAACGCCGGCUUCAGGUGAAUACACGUUUCAUGUGGACCUCACUGGAUACCCACAAGCUAUAAUCAAAAACAGGGAAUCUGAGGUUUAUGGCUCAGGACCAUGGAAUGGUCUGCAUUUUAGUGGAACACCAUCUGCAUCAAUGAACACCAACCCUCGAGGACUAGUUAUGAAUAAAAAGGAGGUGUAUGUAUGGUAUAGUCAAGAUUUGGGUUUAUUAAGAUUUGUUCUCACCAGCAAUGGUGUUCUAAAAGCCUGGGGAUGGGAUUUUCAGAAGAAAGAAUGGCAGAGUUUCUUAAGUGUGCCGUCAGAUAGUUGUGACACAUACGGUUUAUGUGGUGCAAAUAGCAUCUGCAACAUCGGUAACUAUCCUACAUGUGGAUGUCUUAAUAAGUUUUUGCCUAAUAAUGAUGCUGUUGAGAACGUGUCACGAGGGUGCUAUAGGAAAACACCCCUGAAUUGCCACAAUGGAUCUUCAUCAGACGGUUUUCUCAAGUACUCAAAUGUCAAAUUACCAGAUACGAAGCACUCUUGGUAUAAUAAAAGUUCUAUAACCCUUCAAGAAUGUAAAGAAACUUGUUUGAAGAAUUGCUCUUGUAUGGCGUACUCGACUCUCAAUAUAAGCAACGGAGGAAGUGGAUGUAUGUUCUGGCCUGGGGAUUUGGUUGACAUUAGAUGGUUAGCUGGGAGCAAGCAAGACAUAUUCAUCAGACUGGCUUCAUUGGAUGUUCCAGCAGGACGAACAACAAUUUCAAUGCAUUCAGGCUCAAAGAGGAAGAAAGUAGAGAUAAUUGCACUUUGUUUAUCAUCAUUGCUGGCUUUAGUGUUUCGGGCCUGCUGCUUCUCCUCGUGGUAUUUUUGCAAAAGGAGAAUUGCUAGAAGAAAGCUGGAGAAAGAAUUCGAGCUGCCAUUAUUUGAUGUUUCUUCGAUAGCACGAGCUACAAAUAACUUUUCAUCUCAAAACAAGCUUGGGGAAGGGGGAUUUGGAACUGUUUACAAGGGUGCUUUGGAUGGAGGACAAGAUAUCGCAGUGAAGAGGCUAUCAAAGACUUCCCAACAAGGACUCGAAGAAUUCAAGAAUGAAGUGAUAUGUGUUGCAAAAUUACAGCACCGGAAUCUUGUCAAGCUUCAGGGGUGCUGCAUUAGUGGGGAAGAGAAAAUGAUGAUAUAUGAAUACAUGCCUAACAAAAGUUUGGACAUCUUCAUUUUUGAUCAAAAGAAAAAAAAAAUGCUGAGUUGGAAUAAACGCAUCAACAUAAUCGUUGGAAUUGCUAGAGGAUUGUUAUAUCUCCAUCGAGAUUCUCGACAGAGAAUUAUCCAUAGAGAUCUCAAAGCUAGCAACGUUUUGCUUGAUCUUGAGCUAAACCCAAAGAUUUCAGACUUUGGAUUAGCUAAGAUUGUGGGAGUUAAUGAGACAGCAGAUAGAACAAAACGAAUUUCCGGAACUCGUGGGUAUAUAUCUCCAGAAUAUGCUGCUCAUGGAAUCUUCUCUUUGAAGUCAGAUGUAUUUAGCUUUGGCGUUUUAGUAUUGGAGAUAGUUAGUGGUAGGAAAAAUAAUUAUGUCUUUGAUGCUGAUCAGGAUGAAACCUUGCUUGGGCAUGCAUGGAAGCUUAAUAUGGAGGGAAGGGCAAUUGAGCUGGUGGAUGAGAGUAUAGCAGAAUCAUGCGAUGUGGCUCAAGUUAUAAGGUCAAUCCAUGUCGGCUUGUUAUGCGUUCAACAAAGACCAGAUGAUAGGCCAAACAUGUCUGGUGCAGUUAAGAUGCUGGUAAAUGAUGCCCCUGUGGUGGCCUUGCCUCAACCUAAAGAGCCAGCUUUCUUUACUGGCAGUGUGCAAGCGGCAGCAGUUAAAGCCGAACUUUCUCCAGCCAAUCAUUCUACUGUGUCUUUGAAUGAAGUCACUAUCACUUCACUAACACCUCGUUGAAGGCAUGAAUAUUUGGUUAUCUUCAUCACUUGUGUCCUUUUGCAGUAUACUGCGUAUUAAUGUAUUCAUAAGUCAUAACGUACACAUUAGUAACUUUGAUAUGAUGUCCCUUUGUAGUACUCUGUAUUACCGUAUAUUGUUUUCAGAUGAGAAAUAUUAUCGAUUAAUCACUAAAGAUAGAGAUGUAAACAUUCUUAUGUUUUGGAUACGUUGUGUUUAGGGGUAUACACAUUUUCUGUUUUUGUUACUUCA